Messenger RNA from Camelina sativa (false flax), 1434 nucleotides. Its product is annotated as plasmodesmata-located protein 1. Gene Ontology annotation, biological process: plasmodesmata-mediated intercellular transport; transport of virus in multicellular host. The record is from RefSeq and is a predicted model, not a curated record. Lineage: Eukaryota; Viridiplantae; Streptophyta; Magnoliopsida; Brassicales; Brassicaceae. Gene Ontology annotation, cellular component: plasmodesma.
UGUCGUCUGAAAGUUUCUUUCUUUUAUCUUAACCUUGAAGCAAGAUUCCGAAGAAAAGUAUAUACUCCUUUAAUUUUCCAUGGUUUCACACGACAAAACCAGCUCUCAUCUCCUUCAUUCCCAUUACAUAUUUUUGUCUUUAAACCCUCAAAACGACAAAAAUAAAACAAAAACGGCAAAACUUUUUAUAAUUUCCAGACACAUAAUAUAAACACAAACUUUAUGCAGAAACUACUAAUCAAGAAACAUAAAAUUUUGAAACCUCUCUCUGUUUCUGUCUCUCUCAGUUAUGAAACUAAUAAUACAUCAAGUCUUCAUCUUUUGGUUCUUCUUACCAUUCUCUGCAAUCUCCGGUGAUCAUGGUGAUUAUAAAAAUCUCAUCUUUAAAGGUUGUGCAAACCAGAGGUACCCAGACCCAACUGGUGUUUUCUCUCAGAAUCUCAAAAACUUGUUCGCUUCUUUGGUUUCUCAGUCAGCACAGAGCUCUUUCGCGUCCACAACCUCCGGAACUGAUAACGCCACCGCCGUGAUCGGUGUUUUUCAGUGCCGCGGCGAUCUCCACGCUCCUCAGUGCUCAGAUUGCGUAUCUAAAAUCCCUAAACUCGUCUCUAAACUCUGCGGAGGCGGCGGAGACGACGGUAAUGUGGUGGUGGCGGCUCGUGUUCAGCUCGCCGGGUGUUAUAUCCGGUACGAAAUCUCGGGGUUCCCACAGACUUCCGGUACUGAGAUGUUGUUCCGUCUCUGCGGGAAAAAACAGAGCGGUGAUCCUGGGUUCUCCGGGAAGAGAGAUACAGCUUUUGAUAUGGCGGAGAACGGUGUGAAAACAGGUGGAGUCAGUGGUACCGGUGGCGGCGGCGGAGGAGGAGGGUUUUACGCGGGGCAGUAUGAGUCGGUGUACGUGUUGGGACAGUGUGAGGGUAGUUUGGGAAAUUCAGAUUGUGGUGAAUGUGUGAAAGAUGGGUUUGAGAAAGCAAAGAGUGAGUGUGGUGAGUCCAACUCUGGACAAGUUUAUCUUCACAAGUGCUUCGUUAGCUAUAGUUACUACUCUCAGGGUCAGGGUGUUCCAAACAUAGAACCACUCUCAGGUGGAGAGAAGAGACAACACACAGAAAGGACGAUAGCUUUGGCGGUGGGAGGAGUUUUUGUUUUAGGGUUUGUCAUUGUUUGUUUGUUGGUUUUGAGAUCUGCCAUGAAGAAGAAGAAGACUACUAAAUAUGAUGCUUACUGAUUUUUUUUUUUUUUUUACUCAUUAACCCCAAUAAAAACAAUCAACAAAAUUUUUAUAAGGUUAAUUAGAAAAAUGAAUAGAUAAGCUUUUCCAAACUGUAUAUUCAACUAUUAUACUGAUUUAAGAUUGUUUGCAUUACAAAAAGUUACAUGGAAAUCAAGAAAAUAUCAAUGCACAUAACAUUCAUUUAUAUAUAUUUCUGGACA